CCAAAAAAAAUGUUUUUCUCAGUAAAGUUUUUCUUCAGAGUGUUUUCUUUAGUCAGCACAAAAGAAAACAGCAGCAAGUAAACAUUUGAACACACACACACACACAGUAGAACCAUACACAGUUUUCGGCAAAAUUCAAACAUAAAAUAACACAGAAAAUGAAAACACAAAGAAAAUAUAAAAAUAACUUUAAAUCAAAGAGCAGCAUCACAGAGAAUAAUUAGAGGAGUUUUCAGGUGACUACACGUCUUUAAAAAUUAAUCUUCAACACACCAGGUCAGCAGAAACAAUAUAAAUACUCUACUCAUAUAACUGCUGGGAGUCUAUUUUAGUCUGUAAUUAUAAAAAUAUGAACGGGUCUUUAUUGAUGAGAUGCAGGGAUGCAAACGGGUAAAUCUCUCCUUCUGUGGUGUGUGUGGUGACGUGAGCACCCACUCAGAGGACUCCCACUUUAUAAGGUAAUGAGGCAGCAGCAGAAGGCCGGCCUCCCUCUGAGUGAGCCGCCCACGCUGAAGCUCUGACAGCUAUAAAAACCAGGACAGAUACUGAUCACACACACACACACACACACAGUCUGCUGAGAGAGAGCCUCAUCUCUGCUGCUCACACACACACACACUCACGCUCAUAUCAGCAGUUUCCAUAGGAACCUUUGAUAUUCAAACUCUGCUGCAGCCCGAGAAAGAGGCUCCAACCAAUCUCCUUUUUCUGUGUUUCUUUUUCUAACACUUGGAGAGGAUGACUGCAGGCAGAUCUUUUGAACCUCGGCAGUAGGAAGAACUUGAGUUUCCUCAGAUUUCGCUCAACUCUCUUGACCUCCGUGACCAUGGUGUCUCACAGAUCCACCAAAGGGGCCUCCAAAGCCCGGCGGGACCACAUCAACCACGAGAUCAGGAUCAUGCGCACUCUGCUGCCCAUCGGCCAGGACGACCAGGAGCGACUGUCCUACCUGCACUCCAUGGCCGCCAUCUGCACCUUCAUCAGGAAGUCUGUGUUCCUGCCCGGACUCUCUGCUGCUGCUGACUCAUCAGACCGCUCUCCUCCGUACGAGGCCUUUCUCCCGGCGCUGCACGGCUUCAUCCUGGUCACCACGGCGCAGGGCAGGCUGGUCUACGUGUCCGAAAACGUGUCUGAAUAUCUGGGCUUUUCCAUGCUCGAUGUGCUUCAAGGAGACACUUUCUACGACAUGGUGGAACACGAUGAUGUCGAUAUUGUCCGAUCAAAUCUGGACGUUGAAAACAACUCAUCACCAGAGAGGAGCUUUGUGUGUCGUAUGCAAACCUCCAAAGCCUUCAAGCUGCAGCGCGGCGGCUGCUGCUCCGUGCUGGUCAGAGGAAGAUUCCGCUCUUUUCCUCACCCUCGCCCGUCCCCCUCCUCAGCGGCCCCCGCGCCCUCCGCACAACCUCUGUUUGUGGCCCUCUGCACCCCCACGCUGAACCGCCUGCAGAGCUCAGACUCCAGCUUCUCUCUCUGCUUCAGCAGCGUCCACAGAGCAGACAUGACCUUCACCCAGCUGUCAGACAGUGUUUGGUAUGUUUUGGGGUAUUCGUCUGAAGAUCUGUGCGGCCGCUCGUGGUACAGCCUGGUCCACCCUGAAGAUCUGUCGCUGAGUGCAGAGUCUCACAGAAGUCUGAUGCGUGCAGACGAAGGCUUCCAGGUAGAGAUGGUGCUCAGGCUGCAGUGCAAAGAUCUGUCAUGGACCUGGAUCUACAUUCAGGCUAACAAGCUCUCCGAGUUUCAGGGCAUGAGCUGCACAAACUUCAUGAUCAGUGAAACAGAGGCCAGAUUUCUGCAGAAGAAGAUAAGCAGCGAAGCCUUCAAACCAUCCGCGUCCUGCCACUUUGCAGCUCAACACGCGCCUCAGAGUCACAGCAGCGCUAAAUGUUUUAAAAGGCGGAGGACGUCUGACAGCCAAAGUGAGGAGCAAAGUGCCAGAGCCGCAAGGGAGUCGGACAGAGACGUUUACUUUGUGGCGUGCGCCUCCUCCCAAGGCGACAGCUCACCUGCUCCUUCAGGUGACAGCCUUGCACUCUUCACCCCUCCCUACAGCCCCGCCUCCUCCUCCUGCUCCUCUCUGCAGGAGGAGCUCAGCCGUGACCUCCUGAUGGACGUGCACGGGUACACAGAUCAGCUGCUGUCCUCCCCUGAGUGCUCCUUCCCAGAGGCGGCAGCGUUCACCUGUCACCACUCACCCUCGGCCCCCCCGCCUUCAGCCGCUGAACAAACCUUCGAGCAGGCAGCCUUCGUCGCCCUCGCUCCUCUCUCCUCGUCAUCAUCGCCGACAUUUGAUUUCCAAACUUGUGCAUCAGAUGUUCGCUUAGUCCCAGACUGCCUGUCUCUGUCUGACAUGUGUGAGAGCUCAGUGGACUGUGCUCUGCAUCAAGAGGACCUCCUCCAGCAGCCACAAGGGGGCAGCCACGUGCACAUGCAGCAUGUUCCCCGACCUGUGCUGCCGUUACACUCCAGUCUUCUCACCCCCAACCAGUCUCCCUGUUCCUCAGAGUGUGACUUCAGUGAGAGGGAGCAGGUGGAGAUCAGCAUCCUGGCCCAGCAGAUCUCCUCUCUGGCGAGCAGCUUUGCGGCGUCUCACUCGCUGAACCCGCUUCAAAACACGGCCAGACCUACAACUGCGUGCGACUGGCCUCCUCCUCCACCUCCUCCCGCCCCUCCCCUUCCUCUGAAGCACGAGCAGGUCCUCGACGAUUGCUUGUUCGAAAGCAUCCUCAAAGACCUGAACAUGGCCAACCCAGGUUUCAUUUCCCCCAGCUACCAGCCGGGUCUGUUGUGCAGCAGGAGAGAGUCCAAUCAGGUGGAGGAGCAGCUCCUCGAUGUCCCCCCGACACUCCGAGAGGAGCUGCUGCCUGCUGAGACGUUCAUGGAUCCCUUCAGUUUGCAGCUGGGACGCCAUGACGCCAACACUGAGUUGCAUCAACUCAACCACUACAUGCAGAGAGUCCUUCAGCAAGACGCCCUCACUGAAGAAAACCUGUACUGAAAUAAGUCUGUGACUUACUGUACCUCCUCUUGUAUGACAUAUUGUCAGAGAAAAUCUGCCUUCACUGGAUUUAAAGAAGAGAAAAGACAUUUAAAGGACAUUUAUACUGACUCAAUGUUUCCCCUAAAGAGUUCUUUCAGAGGGUAGAAAAGAAUCGAAAGUAGAUUAUGUUCUCUUCUUCUUCUUCUUCUGCUUCAGGCUGCAGCUUUGUCUCCAUCUCUCCAAACUGCUGUCAGCUGCUUUUAGUUUGUGCUGAUGUCUUAUUUUUUUAUGAAAAGGGUACUUUAAAAAAAAAAAAACUGUGUGCCACCGCUGGAAUAGGAGUUUAUUUUUCUUUGAUACUAAAUGACCACAGUUCACUUCUGAGCACUUUAUCAAUGUCACUGCCCAAAGGAUUGUUGAAAGGAAAAGUUGUGUUGUUUAAAGUGAGAUUGUCUGAAAACAGAGCGACCUGAAGACGCUUUAAAGGAGCAAUGUGUAAGAUAUUUACUAGAAUGAUAAAGUGAGCUUACUAUAUGAUCAGUCGUAAACAGUUUACAAAGAUAAGAAGCCAUUUGAAAUGAUACAGCUCUUGUGCUUCAUCUACAGGAAAUAUAAAUCUGGAAGAAGGAGAUUGUGUUACAAUGUGGGAGCACUGAAUGUUUUUCCUGUGUUGGUGAUCAGAAACAUGCUGUGUUGAAGUGCUGGCUUCUCUGACAACAAUGCAGCAGCCAGUAUGUCCUCCCUCUAACUUUAGA
Messenger RNA from Labrus bergylta (ballan wrasse), 3732 nucleotides. It is a transcript of the gene npas4l, whose product is annotated as neuronal PAS domain protein 4 like. Gene Ontology annotation, molecular function: RNA polymerase II transcription regulatory region sequence-specific DNA binding; DNA-binding transcription factor activity, RNA polymerase II-specific; protein binding. Lineage: Eukaryota; Metazoa; Chordata; Actinopteri; Labriformes; Labridae. Gene Ontology annotation, biological process: regulation of transcription by RNA polymerase II. The record is from RefSeq and is a predicted model, not a curated record.